Acanthosepion pharaonis is the source of this 735-nucleotide messenger RNA. NCBI's taxonomy places the organism in Eukaryota, Metazoa, Mollusca, Cephalopoda, Sepiida, Sepiidae. The record is from the annotation of a GenBank genome assembly.
AUGAAAGUUUCUUCCACGAGUCCAACAAAACGAGUUAGUACAAGUAGUAAGGACAUGCAAAAAAAUGUUGCUGUAAAAAGUCCUUCGUCUACACAUCAUAAGCAUAUAUCGCUACCAUUCGACAGUCAACAUUACUCUACUAAUUGGAAACAACUGUUGAGUAGCUUGCCCAAAAGAUCUGAUAAAGUCUUUACACAUAAGAAUCCAUCAAAUUCAUUAACAUCAAAGGAUAACCGUUUGUACAGAAAAAAAUUUCUGCAGAAUGAGAAAAAAAACACCCAAAUUUGGUUUGAUGACAUUGAUAAAACAUUUAUAGAAUUGGAAUCUAACAAUGCAAAAUCUUCUAUACUGAGCCAAAAUUCUGACAAACCAAAACCAACUACUAUCAAUUUUGUGCCAAAGGAACAUUCAACUGUUGCUAACAGAUCUUCGGAAUAUAUUGCACUGGAUUGUGAAAUGGUUGGUACAGGUGAUAAUGGGAAAGAUAACAUGCUAGCACGAGUUUCCCUUGUGAACCAGCAUGGCUGUUGUGUGUAUGACAAGUUUGUUAAACCCAGAGAAUCCAUAACAGAUUACAGAACAGCAGUCAGUGGCAUUACACCAGAAAAGGUAGAAAAUGGAGAGAGUAGUAGAGGCUCUGGCCUUACAGAGUUACCUUUUCUAUCAUUUUCUUUUCUACAUUUGAUUAGCAAUGGCAGUUCCCUGAUCUAUCCUGUUGUAUUCAGCUGCCUUUGA